AUGGCCGCUCUCAAUAAGCUCGCAAUCCGGGGCAUUCGCUCUUUCGACGACAAACAGAUAUCCGUCAUCGAAUUCUUUUCUCCAGUGACCGUCAUAGUCGGGCACAACGGUAGCGGCAAGACCACCAUCAUCGAAUGCCUCAAGUAUGCCACGACAGGUGACCAACCUCCCAACACGCGUGGCGGAGCGUUUGUUCAUGACCCGAAGAUGGCUAACGAGAAGGAGGUCAAGGCCCAAGUUAAGCUUCGGUUUCAUGCUGCGAAUGGAGCAAGGAUGCUCGUUGUGAGGAACCUAAGCGUGACUGUGAAGAAGACUGCCGGUUUGACCAUGAAGACGCUUGAAAGCAUCUUGGCUCUAGCAGAUGGAAACGCGGACAAAGGGGGGAAGCGAGGUGUUAUCUCUACCAAAUGCGCCGAAAUGGACACAGAGAUUCCUCAGCUUCUAGGCGUCUCGAAGGCUGUCCUCGAGAACGUCAUAUUUUGUCAUCAAGAAGAUUCCUAUUGGCCUCUUGCCGAACCUGCUGCUUUGAAGAAGAAAUUCGACGAUAUUUUUGAGGCCACGCGAUAUACUAAAGCUCUCGAUUCUAUCAAAACUUUGCGUAAGGACCGUAUGGCCGAGUUAAAAGCCGAAAAAGAGACUCUAGUAUCGCUUUCGCGAGAAAAGGCACAUUGCGACAAGCUCAAGGAUCGCAUUUCAUCCCUCAAGUCGACAAUUGGCGCCAAGGAAGUUGAGUGCGAGGAAAGUAAACGACAAUAUGACGCCCAGGUUGAAGCAAAUCGGAAAUUCGAUGAACUAUACGCUAAAUUCCGCGAAAUGUACCUCAAUGUGGAGAAAUUGGAAGAGAGCAAGAAGCUGACGCAGUCUACCCUUCGGGAGGUCCAGAUGAAAUGCGAGUUAGUUCCAGGUACCCUCGAAGAGUUGGAGUCCCGACAAAACCAAUUCCAAGAUAUCAUCAACUCCCAGAAAGAGAAAGGCGAAUUGGAACGGCGAAAACUCGAAGAUAUUCAAGAGGAAAUUGACAGUCUUCAAGUUCAGCAGAAGCGACUUUGGAACGAAGAAGGACGUCUUCGAGGCGAGGCAGAGGACCAAAAAAGGCGCAUCUCUUCUCGAGAACAGGCCAUUCACGAGAUCGGAGACACGUUUGGUAUCAAGGGCUUCAAUUACUCUCCUCUUGAGCGAGAUAAGGUCAUCGAGUUUUUGACAAGGUUAGAUGAUGUUCAGCAGAGGCGAAGGUCCGAGUUGGAAAAGCUUCAGAGCGAGCUCAAGUCGGAGAAUGAGGUUUAUCAAAACAAGCUUAGGGUGUUGGAUAAGGAACUCGAACGUCAGAAUCUGCAGAAACAAAACAUCAGAAGCCAAAUUGCUGAGCGACAGCAAAAGAUUCAUAGCGCCGAGCGACAACUCGAAGACUUGGAAGAUGUGCCUGUGUCUUUACGCAACACACGCGCGGAAAUGGAAGAGAAAAAGGAUCGCCUACAAAAACUGAAAUCCUCCAUCGCUGCUGCCAGGUACGAUACACGGUUGGCAGAUUUUGCUAAAAAGGCGCGGGGUUUGGAAGAACGGCGAGACGAACUGAACAUCGAACUCCAAUCGUUGACAUCGCAAGCGGAGUAUAGGGCAAGGUUGGAUCUUAAAAGAGGCGAAGUCAAGAACAAAACAUCGGAAGUCGAAAACAACAUGGACCUUAUCAACAAUAAACUGAAGUCGUUUAUCGGCCACGAGGUCAACAUCUCAACAGUCGAAGAGGACGCGGAACACCUUUAUCUUGAAAAGGACAGAGAACGGGCAAAGAUCGAAAACGAAUCCAGAGCAGCGAACGGAAAGCUGCAGAAGGCAGAUUUGGACCUAAGCCACUUGAACAACCAGCUCAAGCAAAAGAAGGCUGAGCUGAAAAAGUUGGAUGCCCAGCUGGAAGGCGAGUGGGAGAAAGAUACCACGCUUGACAAACACAUCGAAGCUACAGCUGUGGAGGUCGACCUCCGGAAGACGCAUAUCGCCACAAGCUCUGUGUACGCUAGCAUGCUCAAGGAGACCAAGAAAACGAAGGUUUGCUCCGCAUGUACUCGAAGUCUUACCAAUACGGAACUGGCCGUCUUCGAAAAGCAUAUACAAAAGACCAUCGAGAAAGCCUCGGAAGAGAAUAUUGACGUUUUAAUGGAGGAGCUCCCUGAUUGGGAGUCCGAGUUGGAUCGUCUUCAGAAACUUCGGCCUAUCAGCGCCGCACGAGAUGCCUUGACGGCGAAAGAAAUUCCUCAGUUGGAAGAGGAGAUUAAGCGGAAAGAAGCUGUCCAUCCGGAAAUUGGCCUAGAGGUCGAACAGAUUGGAGAGCGUCUCGAGGCUAUCAAUCGCCAAGUGAAGGACAUUCUCACGGUCAAACAACAAGCGAUCACCACUGUACUCCGGCUACAAAAGGAAAUCGACAAAGCAAGGCAGGAGGUAGAUCAACUCGAAACUAGCCUGGCAACAACUGGAUCUACGAAAACGGCCGAUGAGGUUCAGAAUGAGCUAAACGCCAUUCGCGAAGAGCUCCGAAAGAAUGACCGAGAGAGCAAAUCUCUGAGUAGCGAAGCCGAACGUCAGUCUAAUUUAAGCCACGAAUUGGAGAAAAGUCUACACCAGAUGGAGAAAGAGGAGCUUGGUCUAUUAAACAAGCUCAGGGACAAGGAGAGACUCGAGGAAGAAGCGGCCAAGAUGAAACAAGAGAUUAUGGAUUUGUCAGCCCAAUCCAAGGAUGUAGAGGCCAAUCUCGCUCGUGCUCGUGAACCCAGAGAAGCUCUUCAAACCCGAUUCGAACAGGUUCAACGAGAUCUUACCUCAAGGGUCAAUCAAGCUCAGCAGGUGUCGGAAGACCUCAACCGAAGUAUUGACAAGCUCAAUGACAUGAACAAGGCGAUAGAAAGAUAUGUUAAGGACAAGAAAGCUCGCGCUUUAGACGACUGUUCUUCGAAACUCAAGGAGUGUGACGAGCAAUUGAGCAACCUGCAAUCUCAGACCGAGUCUUGCAGACAAGUCAUAGCAAGUAUCGAUAAAGAGAUAAAUGAAAGCGGAGCAACCCUAUCGAAUCUUCGGGAUAACAUCAUUGUGCAGAAGCUGACCAUGGAGAUAUCGAAAAUACAAUCGGAGAUCAACUCUUACGACAUGGACGAAGCGGCCAAGGCCCGGAGAAACUACGAACAUAAAUACCGCCCUGCAAAGGAGAGAGAGGAGAAGUUAAACGAAGUGUACCAUCAACUCACAGGAGAGCUUGGGUCACUCAAAGCUCAGUUGAAGACUCUGGAGAGCGAUUUGAAGGAGUUCAAGGACGUGUACAAGAAAUACACGGACCAGCUCAUUCGGGUGAAGGUGUCAGACAUGGCCAAUAAUGACUUGGAGAAGUAUGCGAAGGCUCUUGAUAAUGCGAUUAUGAAGUACCACGGUCUCAAAAUGGAAGAAGUCAACGACACCAUGAAGCAUCUAUGGAACAAGACUUAUCAAGGCACUGAUAUCGAUGGCAUUAAAAUAGCGUCUGAUGUCGAAGGUGGUGCUUCGAAGCGGUCGUACAACUACAGAGUUGUCAUGACCAAAGACCAAGUGGAAAUGGACAUGCGUGGCCGAUGUUCUGCCGGACAGAAGAUGUUGGCGUCCAUUAUCAUCCGCCUAGCGUUGUCCGAUUCCUUUGGCCAGAAUUGCGGCAUUCUCGCGCUAGAUGAACCGACCAACGCCCUCGAUACCGAAAACAUUGACGCUCUAGCCGCUAGUUUGGUCGACAUCAUCAAUGAACGCAAGACACACUCCAACUUCCAAUUGGUUAUCAUCACUCAUGAUGAAAACUUUCUCCGAAAACUCGGUCAGGCAGAUGUGAUGGAGUAUUACUGGCGCGUGUCUCGAGACACGAGGCAGAAAUCUGUGAUCGAGCGACAACGCUUUAGAUAA
Messenger RNA from Cyclocybe aegerita, 3909 nucleotides. The record is from the annotation of a GenBank genome assembly. Lineage: Eukaryota; Fungi; Basidiomycota; Agaricomycetes; Agaricales; Hemipholiotaceae.